Symbiodinium sp. CCMP2592 is the source of this 3150-nucleotide messenger RNA. The record is from the annotation of a GenBank genome assembly. NCBI's taxonomy places the organism in Eukaryota, Dinophyceae, Suessiales, Symbiodiniaceae.
AUGUUUAGCUCUCCUGAGUCCGGUGACAAGGAGAAGGAGGUCUACGAGGCAGACCUAAAGGAGGCCGCAGCGCGGCGGUUCUCCGGGAUGAUGUGGCCGGCGGAGGGCAUCCCUCCACCGGACUUCGUGGAGGUGCGGGUGCUGGGCCCUCGGCGCGCCACGGCCGAGGAAGCGCGGAAAGACGGAUGCGACUUGAAGCGUCUCGCCUUUAGGAUCGUCGAGAAGCGCUUUAGCCUCCAAGAGAUAUGGAGACGGUGUUACUUCCUGGAAAGCAAGCAGUGGACUGAGCUGGCAGGGGAGGACAUCCUGGAGACGUCCGAAAGCCUCGUGCCAGAGUUUAUUGCGGCCCAACAGUCGAAGAAAGAGACCUUCGAGUCCACUGCAGAGUGGUUUCAGGCAAACAACAAGAGGAGAGAUUACGAGGAGAACUUUGCCCCCGUCGGUCCCUCCUGGGCUGCAGUACAGGCUCAGACACCGGUGCCUCGCCAGCCGGGCAUUUGGUACAUGCAUGAACGACAGAACUCGGAGGGCAAACAUGUUCCAUUCCUGUUCUUCAAUGCGUUUACCGGUAAGUACUACCGGAACCGCUCGACGGAGGUCACCUACGUGCCAGCCAAGAGCCGAUGGAUUCAGACGGGCAUCCCGCACUCAUCCGAGGAGCAUUCCAUGAAGAUGGCUCACGGAUCCGUGUGCCUGCCCACUUCGAGUGGGCGCAAGGACGAUAUGGCGGUCGUUCUGCCUGAACUGUCUCGCACAGCCUCCCUGCUGAAGCAGCCGCUGCCUUUUAUGGACAAGCCUGCAGCGCUCUUCCUCCUGGUUGACGGACUACGGCAGUCGAACCUUGCAGCGGAGUGGUGUGCGAAGAGGCUUCACACGCAUCUGCUGCCGCGCCUCUCAGCAUACCAUUCAGAGCCCGAAGACAGUGAGCUGGUUGCCGUGGUGAGAGAGGCCCUGGAGCACCUGGACCACGCGCUUCUGGGGAGCCCUGCUCGCUACGCCGGGUGCUGCUUGGCGCUGGCCUUGCUUUUAGGCAGGCGGCUGAUCAUUUGCAGCAUGGGCGGCUGCCGUGCCGUGGUCUGCUCACCUCCGGCUCCACCGGAGGAGCCGGUGGCUAAGAAGGGCGUGGCUACUCGCAGCGUGUGGAGCUGCCGCGCUGUGGAAGGUGGCUUACCUGGCCACACGAGAUUAGAAGUUACGGCGUCCCAGCGACGCCGGAGAGCUGAGGCCUACGGUCCCCUCGAUUUUGAGGGGCGACCGGGAGAUGAGCUUCAAGCGGCCUCGGCGAGCCAGGAGAUGCUGGCAAAGGAGCCUUCCGAUCGAGACCGAGCCGUGCGAAGGGCUCUGCGCGCUGCCCAUCCCUAUGCGGCUCUGGGCCUCAGCUUGGCGGAGGCGGUCGCUGCCGGUGCCGGGAAAAAGGCCGUGGAGGCCUUUGAAACCCUGCUGGGGCCUGGCAAGGGCGAUCUGAAGACGGAAUCUGCUCGAAGUCGCGUGAAGGCAGCUGGAGAGGCGAUUGACAGGAUGCUGGCGCAGGACAUCUUCGGCGCACAGCAGCUGGCAGAGCUUUUCUACAUCAUGGACGAGGAAGGUGGCAUCGUCAGCCAGCAGCGUGCUGCGGCGCUUCUGGCGCUGGCGCCCGGCUGCGGCGAGGCCGUGGCAAACGGCGCCGUCCAGGUGCGCUACCAGGCCGUGCUCAGCGGCCUGUCCUCCUUCUGCCCGCAGGACGCCUCGCGAGGUUGGGAGAUCUUGCGGGAAGUCAUGGAUGCCGCAGCGCGGCCGGCCACGCCGCUGUGGACGCCUCCGCCCAGCUCUCGAGGCGUGGAGGUGUCGUCCGCGCUGGGUCUUCGAGACCUGAAGCGACCCCGCAGGCUGGUUGGCCUUGAGUUUAGCGCGGAGAUCUUCCGGAUAGAGCCCGGUAGCUCCUGCUGCAUGCUGCUCCUGACUGAUGGGGCCAACGACCUCACGGCUGCGCAGAUUUCUGAGGCUGUGGCCGAGCACCAGGGGCGGCCGAAGGCUGUGGCGACACAGCUGGCUGCUGCUUGUCACAAGCCAGGUUCCUCCAAAGAGGGGGCUGAGAGCCCAGCGCUAGGCAUAUUGACGGCUUUUUUCUCGCUCAAGGCGCCGGAGGAGCCUCCUCAGCCGGCGGAGAAUGAGGCAGACACCAAGAAGAGGAAAGCUCCAGAAAAAGAAGUCGCGGUGGUGGUCGGUCCACAGCCUGGUGGCGGGAUGCCGAACCGCAUUCGCGUGGCCCACAUACUCAUGAAGUGGGAGUCCCUCACCGCGCACGAUUCCAAUGCCCGGCGGGCUGCGCGGAAGGGGCGAACUCAGGCAGAUGCCGAGAAGGAGCUCCUGAAGCUGCUUCAGGUCCUGAACGCCAUGCCGCACGGUACGCCAGCUGAAGGCAAGAAGCUCUCGGCCAAGUUCGCUGAGCGGCUUGGCUUCGUUGGUGAGCUGGGUAGCUGUGAGUACGACAGCCAGCUUGCCCAAGCCUCCCAUCCGAGGCUGUGCAAGGCGCACUCGGACUGCAACUCCGCCAACAACGGCCACAUGGCCGACCUGGGUUGGAUCGUGCCCGGCCAGUCCGACAAAGACUUCGAAGCCGCGGCCUUCGACCUCCCGGUCGGAGCCAUCAGCGACAUUGUGAUAUCGCAGAGGGACUUGACAAGGGAACGCGUCUUGGAAAGGCGUGCCCGCAUCGACCUGGUGCGCUGGGACGCCAGGAGGCUGCCGCUGCGAGCCUUUUGUGCCGAUAGGCUACUACUUCACCCGCCAGCUGGGAAAUUCUUCGGAUCUGCACAGGCUCUACGCUGCCUCCCUUGCCGAAUGCCGCCGGGUGUGCCGCUGUGCCGUGUUGUCGCCGAUGCGUCCUUUCAGCACGAGCACUGCGCCGCACCUGGCCUUGCAGACCGAGGACCGGCUCGGCGCUCGGACACUGCUCGGGCUGUGGCAGAUAGAGCGCUGCCGGCCCAUGCUGUCGGUGCGAAAGAAGGCUGCAUCGUCAGAACCAGCAAGGACUUGGGCAUCGCUUGGGUGCGUCACGCAGAAACCAGGCUGCUCUUCGAAGGCGAUGCGAGCCUGCUCUUGCUCAGCACCUGCGUGAAGCCGCUCCGCCAGGAGGCAUCCGAUACCAGCGCAACAGAAGCGCCCAUGUGA